Camelina sativa (false flax) is the source of this 1131-nucleotide messenger RNA. RefSeq lists its product as uncharacterized. NCBI's taxonomy places the organism in Eukaryota, Viridiplantae, Streptophyta, Magnoliopsida, Brassicales, Brassicaceae. Gene Ontology annotation, biological process: DNA transposition. The record is from RefSeq and is a predicted model, not a curated record. Gene Ontology annotation, molecular function: transposase activity; zinc ion binding; DNA binding.
AUGCGGAAAGUUGUAGUUGUAGAUGGAACCUUUUUGAAAGGUGAAUUCAAAGGGACUCUUCUGAUAGCGACAACACAAGAUGGGAAUUUUAAUAUUUUCCCUCUGGCGUAUGCGGUUGUUGAUACAGAGAACGACGUGUCGUGGGAAUGGUUCUUUACUCAAUUAAGUAGUGUAAUUCCUGAUGAUGAAGAGCUUGCACUGAUAUCUGACCGGCAUAAAUCUAUUGGUAAAGCUAUCGGUAAAGUGUACCCCUUGGCAAGUCGAGGAAUCUGCACUUAUCAUCUUCACAAGAAUAUUAUCCUGAGAUUUAGUGGGAGCGAAACAUUCCGGCUGGUAAAAAAAGCAGCUGCAGCGUACCGUGUAGUUGAUUUCGAAGAAAUCUUCCAGCAAAUUCAAGAAGCGAAUCCGCAACUGCAUGCUUACUUGGUGCGUGCAGAUGUAUCCAAGUGGAGCAGGGCGCACUUUCCUCGUGAUAGGUACAACUUCACCACGAGCAACAUUGCAGAAUCGUUAAACAAAGUACUGAAUCAUGUGAGAGUCUAUCCCAUUGUAGAGUUAUUAGAAGCGGUUCGGAAUAUGUUGACACGUUGGUUUGCUACAAGGAGAAAACAAGCGGCUGCAAUGCCAACUUUACUCACCAAAGGAGUGGAGAACCUGUUACAGGCACGUAUUGAACAUUCAAGGCGUCUAAGGGUUCAAGAAAUUGAUGAAGAUCGAUUUCAAGUAAGUUGUGGUACCUCAAGGCAUGUUGUCAAUCUGAGGUAUAGGAGGUGUUCAUGUAGGCAUUUUGAUCUAGAGAGGAUGCCAUGCGUAUAUGCUAUCGCAGCCGCAUAUACGGCCAACCAAUCAGUUAUUAACCAGUUCCAUCCAUACUUCCGCAGAGACAACCUCUGCAGUGGUUAUGCGGAGUCGAUAAUGCCGAUAGAUACAUCCUGCAUCAUUUCUACUGAUGUUACACUGUCCAGAUGUAAACCGCCUUUCAUUAGGAAUCCUCUAGGAAGGCCAAAGAUGUCGAGGAUGAAGUCUUUUGUCGAGGUUGCGUUGGAGACGAAGAGGCCCCGCAAACAGCAUGCUUGUUCUCAGUGUCAACAGGUUGGCUACAACCGUACAACAUGUCGAGCUAAUACGUAG